AUGUCUGCACAUCGAGAACGGCGGCGUCACCGGGAACGGAGCGCUGGUGAAGGCCAAGCGCCUCAUUCUCGCCAGCACCCGCCGCCUUGGCCGUCUAGUCCGGAGAAGGAGGUGGAGAGGGACGUUUUCCUGUUCCGAGCCUACAUCGCCCAGAGAAAAUACGGUGUUGUCCUGGAUGAAAUCAAAGCCAGUGCGAGCCCUGAGCUCCAAGCAGUGAGGAUGUUUGCAGAAUAUCUCUCCAAUGAGAGUCAAAGGGAUGCAAUCAUUGCCGAUUUGGACAAGAAAAUGGCAAAAAGUGUUGAUGUAGCCAAUACUACUUUCUUGCUGAUGGCUGCUUCCAUCUAUUUCCACGACAAAAAUCCUGACGCAGCUCUGCGUACCCUGCAUCAAGGGGAGAGCCUGGAAUGCAUGGCCAUGAUGAUACAGAUCCUUCUGAAGCUCGACAGGCUCGAUCUGGCCCGCAAGGAGCUUAAGAAAAUGCAGGAGCAAGACGAGGAUGCGACUCUUACUCAGCUGGCCACUGCCUGGGUGAACCUGGCCGUAGGCGGUGAGAAGCUGCAAGAUGCCUAUUACAUCUUCCAAGAGAUGGCAGACAAAUGCUCCUCCACCCUCCUCCUGCUUAACGGACAAGCAGCCUGCUACAUGGCGCAGGGCAAGUGGGACGAUUCGGAGGGAGUGCUUCAGGAGGCGCUGGACAAGGACAGCGGCCAUCCUGAGACCCUGAUCAACCUUGUCGUCCUGUCACAGCACUUGGGCAAACCACCAGAGGUUACGAAUCGCUAUUUGUCCCAGUUGAAAGACGCGCAUAAAAAUCAUCCGUUCAUAAAGGAGUAUCAGGCAAAGGAGAACGACUUUGACCGGCUGGCCAUGCAGUAUGCCCCCAGCGCGUGAGGAGAGGGGAGCGAGCCUGCCGACCUGCUCUGCGGUCCCUUGGGGACCACGGCUGAUACGCAAAGCCUCGCUGUUAACAUGGGAAAAUGCCCUCUGCACGUCGGUCUGGCUUAACUCACGGUGGCGGGGUCCUGCGGUCCAGCAAGCGGGUGCUAACGCUGCGUGUAACACACAGCCACUUGAUCCUGGUGGCUGGAGAGCCCGUGUUCUGGCGUACCUGGGUCCUGAACUCGGUUUAAAAUACAGUGUGAAUCCAGAGUGUGCAACACUGUACCUUACACAUUCCCAAUAAAGCCUUUUCUGGA
Molecule: messenger RNA, 1196 nt
Organism: Opisthocomus hoazin
Lineage: Eukaryota; Metazoa; Chordata; Aves; Opisthocomiformes; Opisthocomidae
Source: RefSeq, a predicted model, not a curated record